Messenger RNA from Heterobilharzia americana, 3134 nucleotides. Lineage: Eukaryota; Metazoa; Platyhelminthes; Trematoda; Strigeidida; Schistosomatidae. The record is from the annotation of a GenBank genome assembly.
AUGAGGCUGCAGUGCAUUCUGAAGCUAACUCAACCUCUGCUGGAAAUAUGUGUAUUGGACAAGGUUUUGAAAGUCAAUUUGCUUUGACUAUGUUGGACUACAUAGACAAUUUGUCCGGAUGGUUGAAACAUAAGCGUUACAGCAGUUCUCGUAUUUGCUUUUCUCUACCGACUUACUGAAACAGUUUGGCUUUCCUCAAUGAAACGUUCAAAGCCAGAAAGGGAAUUAACUGAUGAAGAACGCAAUGUUGUGAUUUCAGUACGUCAUUGUGCCCGUGAAUUGGAUGACAUUUUACAAGGUGCACGCAGAAAAGCCCAAUCAAAUGCAAAAUUGUUCUCAGAGACAGGAAUUAGUAUCAUGUUUCGAGCUGUUGAAUCUUAUGCAGAUAUGUAUGAAAAACUGGCAAUAAAAUCAAGAGAUGCCUUAGAAAGAUUAUUCUCUAAAUUCUCUGAGUGUGAAGAAAUUCAGGAUACUCAAGAUGCGAUUGAAGAAACUGAAGGGAACUGGAGAAAUUUUCUGGUUAAUCUUGAUAAGGAAGUUACUCGUGAGGAAAGUCAUAACAGUGACAUCGAGUCGGUGUCAAAAACCAGCGAUCCUAACGUCCAAUGUGAUUACCUAUUCCUACCAUCUUUACCACUUGUUGAUUGGCAAACCAAUCGUGAAACUAACUUACAAGACUUUGUUCGACAAUAUAUCUGUCUUGUAGUGAUUUGUCAACCUGCGUACUGGCCGGAUACUGCUGUAAGAUGGCGCCAUUCUGAAGUUUUAAAAGCUCAGUGUGAUCUUUCUCAGUUCAAAGUUGGCUAUGCAGUUGUUACAUGGGGUCCUCCAGAAGCAGUACGAAAUUGGUGUAAGCAAGUUUCUCGAAUUACAAAAUGGCCAGUUUUUUGGGAUAAAUCUGGUGAUUUUCGAGCUAAAAUUGGAUUUAAAUCAGGGUUACAACGUAUAUGGGCUGCUGAGAACCUGGAUUUUCUUGGUUGUCAACGUUCAAUGCAUCACCGACCGAUUAAUCCACCACCAACUGAUCUCAAUUGGUCACAAUGGACACAAAUCGGUGGUGAACUGGUUUUGGCUCAACCUGUAUUAUGGGAUCCUACAAAAACAAUGAAGUCACAAAAAUAUACAAGUACAUCUCAACCAGGCACAAAACGCAGGUACACUACUAGCGAUAGUGACGAUGAAGAAAACAAAUCCAGUGAAGGUGAAUCUCACACGGGAUCACUAAAAUCUUUAAAUCAAGAAGCGCUUCAGGAUAAAGAAGCAAUGAAUUCAAAUCAGACAAAAGUAUGUACAUUGCAUUUAAGUACUCGCAUUUCUGAUCUUAUGCCUUCUGGUUCGAUAUAUCAAGCUGCUUUAACAUGUUACGCUCGUGCACAUAAUACUACUGAAAGUGAGGUUAUGGAUGUAAUCAGGAGGGAUCGUAGGUUUUCUACACCACCUGAAUCAGCUCGAUUACAAUACGAAGCAACUACAGGCUUAUAUUACGAUCCAGAGACUGCUCUGUAUUACGAUCCACAAAGGGGCUACUUCUAUGACUCAUCAAACCAAAUGUAUUACUACUGGUCUCAGUCUGAAGUCCGAUAUUCCCAGCUAAUACAUUAAUCCAAGCUGAGCUAGCUGCUGCACAAGUAGCUCAAGCAGCGGCAGCACAGGCUGCUGCUGAUAAAGCUGUCGCUGAAAGAGAAGCUGCUAGAAAAGCAGCUAUGUGCGUUGCAGCUCAAUUAGCGGAAAUACGUGCUGGUAAAGAUGAUUACGCUGCCUAUGCCUAUGCAACAUGUGUACUGCCUCAACAAGAGCCCAGUGAUCCAGAUUACACAAACAUCUCUACAGAAAAUAAUGGAUUUCGUAUCGCUUAUGAAAAUACAACAGCUGCUGCAAAUCAUAUUGAAGCAUCCCUAAAAGCAUGGAAUGCUCAAAACAUUACCAGUAGCACUGGCAGUACUGAAGUUUUAUCUUCUAAACCUCUUGUUCCCUAUGCAGAUGACAAUACAGAAACUGAUCACAAUAAUUCGACACCUCCACCACCGGGCUUGUAAACGAUCACACUUAACCCUCGUCAUUUUUUACAGUUCACACUUCAAGGUAUUCAUAUAAACAUGUACGUUUCCACAUUGUAUAGUUACUACAUGCAGUAUUUUCUCGAUGCAUUUGUACAGUCCUUUUCAAGAUUUGAUGAAUUUUUGGAUAUUUAAAUACUUUUUGCAGUAUAUAUUGUUUUUAAGUGGGAUGCUUUGCUUCUGCAACGAAAGAGGACUGUGAAUUCUUAGUUUACUACACCCGAAGAGAAUUUCACUUUCACUGUUAAUCAAGAUCAGUCAGGUUAAAAGAUUUGAAAUGAUACAAAGUUUCUUAUUCAACUUGCAUUUUACGGAAAUAGAACUGCAUGGUCGUAUUUUUAUUCAGAAUCCAUAAGGAAUGAACAAGUCAUAUAUAUAGAAAAACUAUCAUCAAGAUCAACGUAGGACUAGGCGUUACUACGUAACGGUCUCAGUUGCCACACCUCAUAUCAGCCCAUCAAGUAACAAGGCGAUAAAAUAAAGAUGAAGUAGAAAGUAGUAAAAAAAAGAGAGGAUGGAAGGAUGAGAUUAGGUAUAACGUUUAAGAUGAGGAUAAUGUGUGUAUGCAUCUGAGCCAUAUCACGUAGAAUCUCUAACCAUUGGUUUCUCUUGUCCUGUGAACUCCAACCACCCAGUCUGCAUCGCCCCACAUGGCUCAAACCAACAGUCAAAGACUUCAUGCAGUGAUGACAAGUUUUAGUCUGGCCGCUGCAAGUCUUUUUCCAGCCUGAACCUACGUUGGCUAACAUUGUGUUGACUAGGUAGAUGGUGACUUACCUCUCCUGCCUAAAACUCUAUGCCUGACUUCUGCGUUACUCACGUGGUGACAUCACGAAACACGGCUUAUGUUACGAAGGCAGCGGUGGUCAAAAACCCGAAGCCUUCUCAUAUCUCCUACCUUUAAUGCCUGUCUCACAGAGAUACAGUAGAACAGGGUGGACUGCAGCACAGUACACUCGACUCUUAAUAGACAGUCGGAUAUCGUGACGCUAGAAGACCUUGAAAGCAUGUAUAGAUAGCAAACUCUCCUCCACUAAAAGUUGAAAAUCUGACAGUAAGAUUGUAACUUCAUUCAUC